CAAGGCAUGAGGUAGACCGACACAAUGGCGGACGGCGUGGACAUCGAUUUGUAUGCAGAUAAUUUAGAGGAUGAUUUCCAUCAAGAUGCCGACUUCAAUGGUGGCGGAGUCGACCUCUAUGAUGAUGUCAUAACAUCACAUUCAACCUCACAAGACCAUUCCACAGAAGAGCAGCACCACCCUCAGUCAGAUGGUCAAGAGACCAAACCUCGUGUGCCUGCAGGGACAACAGCUUACACAGGGAAAAGAGUGUCACUUUAUGUGGGCAAUAUGACCUGGUGGACCACAGAUCAAGAUCUGACUGAUUGUAUCACAAGUUUAGGAAUCACAGACCUCCUGGAAAUUAAAUUUUAUGAAAACAGAGCUAAUGGACAGUCUAAAGGGUUUGCUGUGGUAACUUUUGGGUCUGACUCAUCUUCACGUAUAGUAAUGGAGAAGCUCCCCAGGAAGGACCUCCACGGCCAGGCCCCCGUGGUGACCCACUGCAAUAAACACAACCUGUCUCAGUUUGAGAACCAGUCGCGGAAACCAGAUGCUUCUCCUAGCCAGGACAGAGACAGGGACAGAGACAGAAAUGACAACAGAGACCGAGAUCGCGACAGAGAUAGGGACAGAGGUUACCAGGAUAACCGAGGUCCUCCAGGCAGGAAUCACCCCCAGGGAGGUGGUGGGCGCGGGCGUGGCAACCCCUACCCACCCAGGGGGCAGAGGCCAGCAGGACCCCCAGGUCCCCAGGGACCACCCCCUGGAGCUCCAGGAGGACCACCACCACCACAUUUUGGAGGCCCCCCACGCCCUGGCCCCCCUGGUCCCCAGGGCCCCCCUCCCCCAGGAAUGCAGGGUGGACCUCCCCAUAGACAACAAGGGCCUCCACCAGGAAUGGUUCCCCGUGGUCCCCACCCAGGGGGAAUGAGAGGCCCAACCCCACAAGACCCCAGAGCUGGCCCACCACGGCCCGAGUGGGACAGACCCCCUGUUGGCUAUAUACCACAACAUGCACGGCCAAUCCAACCAGUGACAUCUUCUAUUUCCUAUCCAGUGGGUCCACAGCCGGGCGUUCCCCCACAAAUGCCUCCAUUUCAAGCAGCCCCAGGACCUGUUCCUCCCCCUGGCCACCACCCACCCCCAGCUGGACAUCCUGGUGGACCCCCUGGACAUCUGGGACCCCCUGGACACCCAGGGAUGAUGCCCCCUAGAAUGGGACCCCCUCAGAAUGCUCCUCCACAUGCUGGCCCUCCGCCCCCCGGACACCCAGGGGCACCCCCUCCAGGACACCCCUACUCAGGGCACCCCCCACCAGGACAAGGGGGCCCUCCACCAGGCCAUUCAGCCCCCCCGGCACCACAUGUGAACCCAGCCUUCUUCCCCCCAGGACAGGCACCGCCCCACCCACAGGGAGGACCUGCGCCCCCUCAUUCCCAGCCACAUGAUCCAUACGGUCGUCCCCCAGUGUCCUACCCCUCGGACCCCGCAUACAGACCGUCAGAGCCAGCUUUCAGGCCUUCUCCACAAGAGAGAAUGUUUAUAAGCUUAGAAAGUGUCUUUUUGGAAGGGUGGGUGCCUUGGUUUGUGCCUAACAGUGCACACUCUCCAUUUCAAGCAGCCCCAGGACCUGUUCCUCCCCCUGGCCACCACCCACCCCCAGCUGGACAUCCUGGUGGACCCCCCGGGCAUCUGGGACCCCCUGGACACCCAGGGAUGAUGCCCCCUAGAAUGGGACCCCCUCAGAAUGCUCCUCCACAUGCUGGCCCUCCACCCCCCGGACACCCAGGGGCACCCCCUCCAGGACACCCCUAUUCAGGGCACCCCCCACCAGGACAAGGGGGCCCCCCACCAGGCCAUUCAGCCCCCCCAGCACCACAUGUGAACCCAGCCUUUUUUCCCCCAGGACAGGCACCGCCCCACUCACAGGGAGGACCUGCGCCCCCUCAUUCCCAGCCACAUGAUCCAUAUGGUCGUCCCCCAGUGUCCUAUCCCUCAGACCCCGCAUACAGACCGUCAGAGCCAGCUUUCAGGCCUUCUCCACAAGAGAGACCCCCAGCAAGUCAGAGACAUGAGCCCCCGGCACCUCAGCUUAAUGAGCAGGAGUUUGAAGAAAUUCUCGCCCGUAACAAGACAGUUUCAAGCAGUGCCAUUUCCAGAGCAGUGCAAGAUGCUAGUGCAGGAGAGUAUGCAAGUGCUAUAGAAACCUUGGUGACUGCCAUUUCCCUGAUCAAACAGUCGAAGAUUGCUAACGAUGACAGGUGCAAAAUACUGAUCAGUUCACUUCAGGAUACGCUGCAUGGUAUUGAGGCCAAGUCCUACGGUUCCAAGGAACGCAGCAGCACAUCUAAGGAGCGCAGGUCAAGAUCUAGAUCACGAGAUCGCGACAGAGACCGCGAUAAGCGCAGUCGCCAUAGAAGCAGAGAGAGAGAAUACAGGGAGAGGAGCCGAGAUCGCAGUACCAGUCACUACGAUGAGCGGCACCGUGAGAGAGAGCCAGAUAGAGAGAGGGACAGGGAAUAUCGCAGAAGUUCUCGUCACUGAGUGGAAAGAGAGGCCUGUCAUACAUGUCAUAUUCCCUGCAGUCAAUGUAUAUAAUAUCUACGUGUAGCCAAGAGAGCACCUGCUUAUAUUUCAUUAUUAGAAAGAAUUAUUAAGAGUUUUAUAUAGAGAGAAAAUGAGCUAGACUCUGUUGUAACAAUUUUUAAGGAUGACCAUGUAGUGUGCUGUAUCUGUGAAAAAAAGAAAAAAACUAUUAUUCUGUAAAUGAUCAAAGGUUUGGAAAUUUACGAAGACUGGAGGAAAAGGAAAAGACAGAAAGAAUGAAGAUAAACAUUGGAAAAGAAGAGGAUUAUGGACCAAGGAAGCAAGGAAAGAUUGGGAUUUUAGAUCACUAAAUAUUUCUUUUAAUUAUUCAAUUUUUGUGAAAGAAUUGACAUAGUAAAUAGAUGUUAGUAAAACUGUGUUCUUGUUUCUUUAAAAAAAAAUGAUGAUUAUAAUUGACUUGUGUUGUCCUUGUUGCCGAUUUUGAGAUUUUAAAAAUCUUUUACUAUUGAUUUGGGAGAAAAUAUCAAAAGCUAUGAACUGGAAGUGGCCGGACUUCUGCUACAGUUAUGAGUAAUUGUGAACAGUUUCCAGUCCCAUUACUAACAAAUAUGAAAGGAUGAAACUGGGUUGAAUAUUGAUUCUGUAAUUACUGGUGUCUUGUAAAUCAUGUGUUGAGAAUGGGCACCAAUUAAAAUCUAAAAAACUGGUUAUGAUAUUAACCUAAAAGUAUUUGGUGUAUAUGAAACCUUUUCAAAACAUGACGUAUGAAAAUAAUUUGAACAAUGUCUAAUGAGCUGGGGAUAGUGCGUUUAAUAUUCAGCGUAGAAGCGAAAAGAGAAAUAACUGUACUUCUGCCAUGAUACAAGUAUCACGUCAUAACAGUUAGUCUUUAGCAACCCCCGACUGCAUGCAUUAUUCAAUUGCAAGCACUUACUGCACUUAUUUGUACAUAUAUGAUGUUUGUUCACUAUGUAUGUGAAAUGUAUGUCUUUGAUAAAUAUGUGUUGAACAGGUUUGAUGGUAAAGAUGAAGGUAACUAUCCAGAUUUUUUUUAUCCUCGUCUUCUUGGCUAAAUGUGUCCCUCUUAAACCAGUUACUGUAACAAUUUGAAACCAGCUGUUUUAGGCA
This is a messenger RNA of Lingula anatina, 3657 nucleotides long. Its product is annotated as cleavage and polyadenylation specificity factor subunit 6. Gene Ontology annotation, molecular function: RNA binding. The record is from RefSeq and is a predicted model, not a curated record. NCBI's taxonomy places the organism in Eukaryota, Metazoa, Brachiopoda, Lingulata, Lingulida, Lingulidae.